AUGUGCUUCCAAUACAAGACAACCAAUAAUGGAAUCCCUUCUCUCUCCUGUGUGUCUUCUCCUCUUCUGUGUCGGUCUCUUCUUCUUUAUCAGAGUAGCUACAGAAUGGUUUGCCGGAUCCAAAGCCCGCGGCACGGCCCCCUCAUGCUCCUACGCCUCGGCCAGGUCGACGUCGCGGUCGCGUCCUCCCGCGAGGCCGCCGAGGAUGUAUUGAAGACCCACGACCUCAACUUCGCGUUUCGCCCCAUGCUCGCCGUCUCCAUGCUCUUCGAGCACGGCUUCGGCUUCUCCCCCUACGACAGCCACUAUAAGCACCUCCGCAAGGUCGCCGCUGUCGAGCUCUUCAGCAUCCGGCGUGUCCGGUCCUUCACCGCCGUCCGCGAAGAGCAGGUCCGCAACAUGAUCAACAACAUCAAAACGGCGGCACUUUCGCGAGCGCCGGUAAAACUAAGAGAGGAGCUCAUGUUGCUGUCGAACUCGAUCGUGUCCGUGGCAGCGGUCGGGAGGAGAUGCCGACAUGAGGGGAAGCUAGUGAAGCUCGCGAAGGAGACGGCGAGGCUGAUGUCGGGGUUCGCGAUUGCCGACCUGUUCCCGUCGCUUAAAUUCGUGGACGUGCUCACGGGGAUGAGGUCUAAGCUCGAGGGGGUGCGAAGAGAGCUCCAAGAGAUAUUGGAUAAGAUCAUAAGAGAUAAGGAGAUGUGCAAAGGCAAUGGAGGAGACGAGGACGCAACCAAGCAGGAGGAGGAUAUACUUGAUGUGCUCCUAAGGCUUAAGGAUGAUAACAACCAAGAGUUUCCAAUCACACUCAGUAACGUGAAAGUUGUGAUCCUGGAACUCUUCAUCGCUGGUACCGAAACCUCAGCAACGAUUAUCGAGUGGGCCAUGUCGGAACUCAUACGAAACCCUAAGAUCAUGGAGAAAGCGCAAAGCGAAAUAAGAGAAGCUCUGAAGGGAAAACCUAAUGUGGAGGAAGCUGAUCUUGGACAACUCAGCUACCUGAGACUAGUCAUCAAGGAGGCUUUCAGGCUUCACCCACCAGGGUCACUUCUCCUGCCAAGAGUUGCAAAGGAGACAUGUCAGGUCAUAGGGUAUACAAUACCAGCAGGCACUCGCAUGCUGAUCAAUGCAUGGGCACUGGGAAGAGACCCCCAGUACUGGGCCGAGGCCGAGAGGUUCAAGCCGGAGAGGUUCGAAGACAGCAGUGUGGACUUGAAGGGGAUGAACUUCGAGUUCCUGCCGUUCGGCAGCGGGAGGAGGAUGUGCCCCGGAAUGGCGUUCGGACUGGCUAAUGUAGAGCUCGCGCUCGCACAGCUGCUGUUUCACUUGGACUGGUCGCUUCCGGGGGGUAUGAAACCUCAGGAUCUUGAUAUGACUGAAGCUUUUGGGGCCGCAACGAGCAGAAAAUCGGAGCUCGUCUUGCUUGCAACUCCUCAUUUCCCAGCUAAUAUAUGCUAGCUGAUUAAUAUUACUAUAUGCGCAGAUUACGCAGACUUUUGAUAUAACUAUAUGUUGAAGUUCCUAUACGUA
Molecule: messenger RNA, 1527 nt
Organism: Ananas comosus (pineapple)
Lineage: Eukaryota; Viridiplantae; Streptophyta; Magnoliopsida; Poales; Bromeliaceae
Product: alpha-humulene 10-hydroxylase-like
Exons: 4
Coding region: 1-1455 (484 amino acids)
Molecular function (GO): oxidoreductase activity, acting on paired donors, with incorporation or reduction of molecular oxygen; heme binding; monooxygenase activity
Source: RefSeq, a predicted model, not a curated record